GCACGCAACGCGCCACGAGCGAGCCCGGGGUGGCAGCGCGUUUCGGCGCCACGCAGCUGCGCCGAGCGGCGGCCAGCGAGGAGGAGGGCGCGCGGGAGGAGGGCCGGAAGCGCGGCGGCCGCCGGCGCUCCGAAGCCGCACGCGCCAGUCGGGACGCGGCCGGCAGCAGUUGCGCGCCGCCCGGCACUCCGCGCGCACCACUCCGCUAUGGUGCCACAAUGACCUCGCUGCCCGGCAUGACCCACGACCCGUCGGCACCACCGCCCCUGUUUCUGGACAGCCCGUACGUGUCGCCCGACUAUGGCAACCUGUCGCUGCUGUCGUCGCUGCAGGCCGGCAAUGUCAGCUCGGGCAAGCUGUACCAGGUGCCCGUCGGCUUCAUCGUGCUCCUCUCCAUCUUCUACGGACUCAUCUCGCUGGUGGCCGUCGCCGGCAAUUUCAUGGUCAUGUGGAUCGUGGCCACGUCGCGGCGCAUGCAGACCGUCACCAACUUCUUCAUCGCCAACCUGGCCGUGGCCGACAUCAUCAUCGGACUGUUCUCCAUCCCGUUCCAGUUCCAGGCCGCUCUGCUGCAGCGCUGGGUGCUGCCGGAGUUCAUGUGCGCCUUCUGCCCGUUCGUCCAGGUGCUCUCGGUCAACGUGUCCAUAUUCACGCUGACCGCCAUCGCGCUGGACCGAUACCGCGCGGUCAUGUCGCCGCUCAAGGCGCGCACCACCAAGCUGCGCGCCAAGUUCAUCAUCUGCGGCAUCUGGACGCUCGCGGUGGCGGCCGCGCUGCCGUGCGCGCUCGCGCUGCGCGUCGAGACGCAGGUCGAGUCGCACGCGCUCAACCUGACCAAGCCGUUCUGCCACGAGGUGGGCAUCUCGCGCAAGGCCUGGCGCAUCUACAACCACGUGCUCGUGUGCCUGCAGUACUUUUUCCCGCUGCUCACCAUCUGCUUCGUGUACGCGCGCAUGGGCCUCAAGCUCAAGGAAAGCAAGUCUCCCGGCAACGCCCAGGGAGCCCGCGACGCCGGCAUCCUCAAGAACAAGAAGAAGGUGAUCAAGAUGCUGUUUGUCAUCGUGGCGCUGUUCGCCUUCUGUUGGCUUCCUUACCAGCUCUACAAUGUUCUCCGGGAAGUGUUCCCCAAGAUUGACAAGUACAAGUACAUAAACAUCAUAUGGUUCUGUACGCACUGGCUGGCUAUGAGUAACUCCUGCUACAAUCCUUUCAUUUAUGCCAUCUACAACGAGCGCUUCAAGCGCGAGUUCGCGACUCGCUGCACCUGCGGUGGCCAUCGCUACAAGCCGCCCAAGAGCCGCUUCGCCUCGUACGAGCAGGAAGACAACAACUCGACCAUCAUAGUGUCCAUGCGGCACUCGUUCCGGCUCAGCUUCAAGAACUCGUCGCCGCUCAAGGCGAGCACGCAGGUGUGACGGAGCCACCGGCGCAUUCUGACCGGCUCGCUUGAAUCGGCGAAGAUAACGAGACGGGACCACGGCGUUCCCGGCUCUCCUGCGCUACCUCCAGCGGCGCUGACUGAAUCCGCGUGCAACCCCAGCCCGACGAGCGCAGCGCCGACGCACAGUUGCGCCACCCCAAAGACGACCGCACGCCGUGGAUCAGACGGUCGUGCCCCACCGAUUUUCCUCGACACUGAACUUGAGCCCUGGUGCUGCACUGAGAAAGAAAGAAAAAAUAAUAAGUGCCCUGCCUGCUCCACUGACGCGUCACAGGUGUUGCAAUGUGCACAUUGAUUUUGUCUGCGCGCGUGCGAGUAUGCGUGUGUGUGUGCGUGAGCGCGUGCGUGUGUUCCACCUGUGACACCCGUUUAGUCGCUGGUGUAGAGACGCAGCGAGGGAUGUCGGGCUACAGUGAGUUCAGGGCGUGCCGGGAAAACGUACCCAGUGCGUGUUAAAGCAGUAUUGCGGUCCUCAUGGUGCCGAGUUGAAGUUGUAUAAGAGGUUUGACGUCUGCGUUUACACUGUCGAAUGACGUGUGGCACCAAGAGUCGUUGAUAUUUGCGAGCUUUGAGAGUGCAAGAACUCUAACGGUUGUCUUUCACGAAUGUUUUUUUUUUCCACCUGUUGUCUUGCUUUCUGCUUUCUUUUUCGGUGCUCGCUGGGUGAGGAAGAGACCACGCGUUUGACCGACUAUCGCCGUGCGUGUGACAAGACCAGGCACAAAAACCAACACAUGCCUCUUCAGAUAGACCAAAGUGUGCGCUUACGGCGCUUUGUAACGUGGCCCCGUCGCAAAGCGCCGAGAGUAGUUAUCACCCCACUAUCGUAUACUUGAACCGCAGUUGUAGUGUACGUCAAUGUAAAGGCUGGUAACGUUGUCCGUGUGCUUACACCAGCUCUGAAAAACAUUGAGCAUACUAAAUGUAAAGUCUACAGUACGCGGUGUUCAUGUGGAUGUGUUUGUGUUCAAUUUAAGGUUUUUAACCAUGACGGAAGUGUGUGCGUUGUACUUACAAAAGGAAAGAGUCGAGUGACAAAAGGCUCAGUGAAUCCCGUCUAUUUUUGAAGGACGCGUUAUCUUACGGACUAAUCGUUACGUGUACUGCCUCAGAUUUGCUACGUGAUUUCUUCCUUACGCGUCUUUACCUUCUUCUUGCACUUAUCUUCUCUAUCAGCCUUUAUACAAACUGCUGGCUGCAGUGCAUCCGUACCAACAUGCCCUGCUGUCAUCUCUACCAGCCGCAGUUUUAUGGCUUCUGCCAUGACUCUUCAUUGUUGUAAAGAUGCCAGUGCGACCGCGGUUUCAGCUCGGCUAACGUCAAAAGCCUCAGUGACCUCUCUUCACUUUUACAGCAUAUCGCUUAAGGCACUUCACUCCCAUUACCAGGCAAUUGCGAACGGGAAAGCCUCCAUGACAGUGUUGAUACAGGGUGCAAUUACACUCCAGUAACUGGAGCUUUCAGCGUGAGCCCGUAUAGACCGCUCUCAAACAGUAAUAGCAACCUGAAAUGUUAACUGCCGUGUUAAAAAUGUCAAACUGCCGCCACUGUAUACACGUUCCUGGUGGUUUCCUCAAGUGUCCUCCUCUUUUUUUCCUCUCAAUUUAG
Messenger RNA from Dermacentor albipictus, 3049 nucleotides. RefSeq names its product RYamide receptor-like. The record is from RefSeq and is a predicted model, not a curated record. Gene Ontology annotation, cellular component: plasma membrane. Lineage: Eukaryota; Metazoa; Arthropoda; Arachnida; Ixodida; Ixodidae. Gene Ontology annotation, biological process: neuropeptide signaling pathway. Gene Ontology annotation, molecular function: neuropeptide Y receptor activity.